Messenger RNA from Propithecus coquereli (Coquerel's sifaka), 2268 nucleotides. It is a transcript of the gene PPM1E, whose product is annotated as protein phosphatase, Mg2+/Mn2+ dependent, 1E. The record is from RefSeq and is a predicted model, not a curated record. Lineage: Eukaryota; Metazoa; Chordata; Mammalia; Primates; Indriidae. Gene Ontology annotation, molecular function: cation binding; protein serine/threonine phosphatase activity. Gene Ontology annotation, biological process: protein dephosphorylation; negative regulation of protein kinase activity. The coding region runs from base 1 to 2268 and encodes 755 amino acids. The transcript has 7 exons.
AUGGCAGGCUGCAGCCCUGAGGAGAAAACUUACCGGCGCUUCCUGGAGCUAUUCCUGGGCGAGUUUCGAGGACCGUGCGGCGGCGGCGAGCCGGAGCCGGAACCCGACCUCGAGUCCGAGCCAGAGCCCGAGCCUGAACUGGUAGCAGCUGAGGCGGCCGAGGCUUCAGUUGAGGAAACCGGGGAGGAGGCGGCCACGGUAGCCGCCACGGAGGAGAGGGAGCAGGAGCAAGACCCGGAGCCCGAGGAGGAGGCGGUGGAAGAGGAGGAGGCGGCGGCGGUAGAGGGCGAGGAGCAGGACGAGGCAGCGGCAGUAGUCCCGGGGCACUCGGCCGUGCCGCCCCCGCCGCAGCCCCAGCUGCCGCCGUUGCCCCCACUACCGCGGCCGCUGUCGGAGCGCAUCAUCCGCGAGGAGGUGGAAGGCGAGAGCCUGGACCUGUGCCUGCAGCAGCUCUACAAAUAUAAUUGCCCUUCCUUUUUGGCUGCUGCUUUAGCCAGAGCCACGUCAGACGAAGUCCUUCAGAGUGAUCUUUCUGCACAUUAUAUCCCAAAGGAAAUGGAUGGCACAGACGGGACUGUGGAGAUUGAGACAGUGAAAUUGGCCCGUUCUGUCUUCAGCAAACUACACGAGAUUUGCUGCAGCUGGGUGAAAGACUUCCCUCUCCGCAGGAGACCCCAGCUUUAUUAUGAGACAUCAAUCCAUGCCAUCAAAAACAUGCGCAGGAAAAUGGAGGACAAACAUGUCUGCAUUCCUGACUUUAAUAUGCUCUUCAACCUAGAGGACCAAGAAGAACAAGCUUACUUUGCAGUGUUUGAUGGCCACGGGGGAGUGGAUGCUGCCAUUUACGCCUCCGUUCACCUCCAUGUUAACUUAGUACGCCAGGAGAUGUUCCCCCACGAUCCUGCAGAGGCCCUGUGCCGGGCAUUCCGGGUCACUGAUGAGCGGUUUGUGCAGAAAGCAGCCAGGGAGAGCUUAAGAUGUGGGACCACAGGAGUGGUGACUUUCAUCAGAGGCAACAUGCUACAUGUGGCCUGGGUGGGCGAUUCCCAGGUUAUGCUUGUGAGAAAGGGCCAAGCUGUUGAACUAAUGAAGCCACAUAAACCAGACAGAGAGGAUGAAAAGCAGCGAAUUGAGGCCCUUGGAGGCUGUGUAGUCUGGUUUGGUGCCUGGAGGGUGAAUGGAAGUCUGUCGGUGUCCAGAGCUAUUGGAGAUGCUGAACAUAAGCCAUAUAUCUGUGGAGAUGCAGAUUCUGCCUCCACUGUUUUGGAUGGGACCGAAGACUACCUCAUUCUGGCCUGUGAUGGCUUCUACGACACGGUAAACCCUGACGAGGCAGUGAAAGUUGUGUCCGACCACUUGAAAGAGAAUAACGGAGACAGCAGCAUGGUUGCCCACAAAUUAGUGGCAUCAGCUCGUGAUGCCGGGUCAAGUGAUAACAUCACUGUUAUUGUGGUAUUCCUGAGGGACAUGAACAAAGCUGUAAAUGUUAGUGAGGAAUCAGAUUGGACAGAAAACUCUUUUCAAGGAGGGCAAGAAGAUGGUGGGGAUGAUAAGGAGAAUCAUGGAGAGUGCAAACGCCCUUGGCCUCAGCACCAGUGCUCAGCACCAGCCGAUCUAGGCUAUGAUGGGCGCGUGGAUUCAUUCACUGAUAGAACUAGCCUGAGCCCAGGGUCCCAAAUCAACGUGCUGGAAGACCCAGGCUACCUAGAUCUCACACAAAUAGAAGCAAGCAAACCUCACAGUGCCCAGUUUUUGCCACCAGUUGAGAUGUUUGGUCCUGGUGCACCAAAGAAAGCAAAUCUUACUAAAGAGCUAAUAAUGGAGAAAAAAUCAGUUCAAUCAUCAUUGCCUCAAUGGAGCGGUGCUGGAGAGUUUCCCGCUUCUUUCAAUUUGGGUUCAGCAGGGCAGCAGAUACACAGAAUGGAGCGCUUGUCUCCUGUCUUUUCUGGGUUGGAAAAUGAACAGUUCAAAUCCCUGGGAAACAGAGUUUCUAGAUUGGCUCAUUUUCACCACCACUACUCAAAGAGGCAGCAUGGAUUCAGGUUUAGUCCAAAGUUUUAUUCAUUUCUCUCUGCUCAAGAGCCUUCCCACAAAAUAGGCACUAGCCUAUCCUCACUUAUUCGAAGUGGGAAGAGAAAUAGGAUGUUAAGAAGUUCUCUGCCAUGGAGGCAAAAUAGCUGGAAAGGGUACAGUGAAAACAUGAUAAGGCAACUCAGAAAGAGUAAUGAUAUUCCAUACCCAGAUCUCCCCUGGAGCUAUAAAAUGUAA